This is a messenger RNA of Carya illinoinensis, 807 nucleotides long. Its product is annotated as TIR-only protein-like. The record is from RefSeq and is a predicted model, not a curated record. Gene Ontology annotation, biological process: signal transduction. Bases 91 to 660 code for a protein of 189 amino acids. Lineage: Eukaryota; Viridiplantae; Streptophyta; Magnoliopsida; Fagales; Juglandaceae. The transcript has 2 exons.
CUUGGCGAGAGAUCAAGCCAGUACGUACGUACAACUCCUAUUCCAAAUAUAUCAAGCAGUAGGAAAGAGAACCUAAUAUAUAGGAAAACCAUGCAAUAUCAUCGUUCAGCAGUCCAGUUGGCCAGGCGUGUCAUUAAGCCCUGCGAUGUGUUUAUUAAUCAUAGAGGGAUUGACACAAAGCGAACAAUAGCCACGUUGUUGUACGAUUAUCUGUCUCGGCUCAAUCUACGUCCCUUCUUGGACAACAAGAACAUGAAGCCUGGAGACAAAUUGUUUGAAAAAAUUGAUACUGCAAUACAUGGCUGUAAGAUUGGUGUUGCUCUCUUCUCGCCUAACUACUGCAAGUCGUAUUUCUGUCUGCACGAACUGGCUCUCUUCAUGGAGUCCAAGAAGAAGGUCAUCCCUAUCUUUUGUGACAUUAAGCCGUCUCAGCUGCGUGUUCCACGUAAUGGAGUUUGUGCGGAGAGCGAGCUCCGGAGGUUUAACUGGGCUCUCGAAGAGGCCAAGCACACCGUCGGGCUUACGUUCGACUCCUUCAAAGGGAACUUCACAGAUGUUGUAACAAGCACCUCGGAAAUUGUGAUCAAGAGCUUGAUAGAGCUUGAGAAUGAUGAGCAGAUCAUCAUGAAGCGUCGACGGAAAUCUCCCCUCUCUUCAUAAAUGACAUCGACAACUGAUCAUUCUUCAUCAUCUCUCCUAUUAAUGGGUGGUUCUGCAUCGUUUUUGUUCAAUAUCGAUUUCUUUCGGUCUUUAAGCCAAAUUUCAUUCUUUGUAACAGGGAAUUAACUAUUUUUUUAUUUAUCAAAA